AUGUAUUCCUAUAUGGAUUGGGACGGAUUGAAACCUUAAAAAUGGAGGGACAAAGGAAGAAAGAAGUUCGAAUAACAAGCCUUAGAAAUUAUCACUCCUAGGGAAAGUGAUACAUUCUUUGGCUAAGUGUAACCGAAAGUCUAGAAAUCUUUAAUAUAAAAUUAAUUCCAGAUCUUGAAUACUCCUACUGUGAAACAGUCACUCAAUAAUUAAGAGUCAUCGAGAUUGGAGAAGUUUUAUUCAGAACCCAAUUUUCGAAAGCAAUUUGAACCCAUGGACAGAUAAAUUUACUUUGAAAAGAAACAUUUGCGCUAGGAAAAGGAUGGCCAUCUAGAAGAUGUAGAUUAUGGCAUCAAAACCUUCGAGCAUGCCAAUAAGGAAACCUAUUAAGGUUACAUAUUGGAAGAUGAAAUGCAAAGAAAAGUGCGAGUUAACGACAAUCGAAAUGGAAUUAGAACGCAUUUUUUAGGAGAUAAGGCUUAUCAUAUUCCUGAAUAUAGUUCUAAUUUUUAUAAACAUCCUGACGGUGCGAUUCCUGGUUCUAAUAUAUAAUAUCGUCAUUAAAAUAAAUAAUUAUCUAAAUGA
Messenger RNA from Paramecium tetraurelia, 585 nucleotides. RefSeq lists its product as uncharacterized. The transcript is spliced from 2 exons. The record is from RefSeq and is a predicted model, not a curated record. NCBI's taxonomy places the organism in Eukaryota, Ciliophora, Oligohymenophorea, Peniculida, Parameciidae.